UAAAAUUCAAUAAACUAAUGAGCCUGCUAAUUACAUAAAUCCAUCCUCUUUUCCUCUUGUUAUUUCACAAAAUAACUUCCUAAACCAUCGUGUAAACUUAUCGUGCAUGUCCAUAUAGCCAUAUUUUGUGACGUGCAAAGAAUAGUCGUCUAGUUGGUAGCAGAUGAAUGUCCAUAUAGUUGUUUAGUGGCGCGAAGAAAGUAAUCAUCUUUGUGGAUUGAUAGGUGGAAUCUUCUAAUUAGCCAUUUAGUGGCGUGCAGAAAGUAGUCGUCUUGUUAUACUAUCAUGGCAACUAUCAUGGUGGCUAAACGAGCACGUGCCAUGUGGUGGAUGAGGCUACACUCCGCGAUCCGGACCGCCUUAGCGUGCACCAUAGUGGGGUGUGUCACCCUAUAUAGUCCACCUUCUCUUGCGAAGCAACUAGCAUUUCCUUCAUUUUCUUACGUUACAUCUGUUUUCAUAGUAUCCGAUGCCACUUUAGGCCAUGCCUUAAGGGGAUGUUGGCAUGCAUGUCUUGCCACAAUUCAAGUCAUGCCUCUUUCCAUGCUAGGCUUAUGGCUACAUGGCUAUGUCACUACCGACAACUUCUCGCCGGAAGUAGCCGCUUUAAUGGUGGCGGUGAGCGCAUUUUUGGUGGCGUUGCCGGAGAGUACGGACUUGAUGUGUAAGAGAAUUGCUUUUGGACAGCUUGUUAUAGUGUAUGUUGAUGUUGUUAUUCAUGGAGUUUAUGUCAAUUCUGCUGUAUUGCACCCUCUUAGAAUUGGUUCUAGCACUGCCCUUGGAGCUGUGGCUUCUAUCUUAGCUCUGUUGUUGCCCUAUCCUUGGCUAGCUUAUCAUGAGGUGAGAAACUUAUACAAAAUUUAUGCAGAAAAUGCUUUAAAGAGAAUAAACUUAUAUUUGAAAGCAAUCCAUACUCAAGAUGAUCAGAUAGCCAUGGAACUAAUAUCUCAGGCAAAGCCCUCUGCUGAUACAGGAACUAAGCUUCUUGAGACUAUCAAAUUCUUGGAGGAAGGUUUGCAAUGGGAGAAACCUUGGCUGAGAUUCUUGAUUCCCAACUUCACAGAUCCAGGACAUGGUCUGCAAAACAUGGAAGUUUCAAUGAAAGGAAUGGAAAUGGCCUUAACUUCUUGCCCUUCUUUUCUCACCAGAAUGAUAGAUGAAGAGCUCUUUAAAUUCUCACAUAAUGUUCUGAUGUUUCUUGGUGAUAAAAUGGGGCAAGAUAGAUCCAUUUCACCACAUCAUUCAGUGACAGAAGGGGAGUUUGAGAAAAGGUCUUCUAGGCUACCCCAUGAACCAAUUUUACCAACAAAACUAGAUCAACCAGCACUUUUCUUCUUAUCUUGUUUAAAAAUGUGCACGAAUGGUUCUGACACGAUCACGCCUAUUACUGAUGAAAGAUCAAUAGAUUCAGUAGGAAGUAAUAACAGAUCAUGCUGCAAACGAGUCUGCAUCAAUUGGACUGUGCCAAUGGUCAAUGAAAGGAUGGUGAUAUUCGCGUUUAAGUGUUCAUUUUCACUAGGGCUGGCCGUGCUACUAGGUCUGCUAUUUAAUACAGAAAAUGGAUAUUGGUCAGGACUAACAAUAGCACUCAGCUUUGUUACAGGAAAACAAGCAAUUUUCACAGAAGCAAAUGCUAGAGCACAAGGAACAGCCAUAGGAUCAGUAUAUGGUGUACUUGGCUGCACUAUUUUUCAAAAAGCCGCGCAUAUAAGGUUCUUGUCCCUCCUCCCUUGGAUUAUUUUCACCACAUUUCUGAGGCAUAGUAGGAUGUUCACUCAAGCAGGGGGAACAGCAGCAGUAAUAGGUUCACUACUGAUUUUGGGCAGAAAGAGUUAUGGUCCACCUAGUGAAUUCGCCAUUUAUAGACUCACUGAAGCCUUCAUUGGACUAGCUUGUUUCGUUGUUGUUGAGCUUAUUAUGCAACCAACAAGUUCAGCUACUUUAGUUAAAAAGCAUCUCUAUCUGAUCCAAGGAAAACUCAAAGAUUGCACUGAACACAUGAUAGUUGAUUCAAGGCAAAAGGGGUUAAUGGAGAAGCAAAGGAAACUGAGAUCUCAAGUCCAAGAUUUGGAAAAGUUCAUUAAAGAUGCAGUGUUGGAACCUAGUUUCUGGUUUUCACCUUUUCCAAUUUCUUGCUACCAGAAGCUCCAAAAAUCCUUGUCAACUAUGGCAGAUGUUCUGUUUUUCAUGGCCUAUGAUAUCGAAUUCCUCUCACAAGCAUUCGAUAGCUAUUAUCCUGAUAGAAAAGAGCUUCAAGAAUACAUAAACAAGGACUUACAGCAUCUUAAGAAUGCCCUAAGCUCUGCAGUGAGCUGCUUUGAGAAAACCAUUUCUAUCAGACUAUUAAAAGCUUCUCAAAUCCAACCAGAGCAGAAUAUCUCGGAUGAUCUUGAAGAAGGGAAUUCAUUAUGUCCAAAUGAGUGUAUCAUUUCUUCUACUAAUGAUGAGGAGAUGGAGAUGGUUUUAAGUUCUUUCCUUGAACACUCAAGGGAGGUUUGUGGUAAAGUAAGGGAUAUUGCAGGUAUAGAGCUUAGAGAAACCAUUGUUGGUUUUUUGUGUUCUUUAGAAUUUUGCAUGAACUUUUUGGAGAGAGAAGUAAGAGACAUAGACAGAGGGAUAAAAGAUUUGGUGAGAUGGGAAGAUCCUCUGGGUGAACCAAUUUGUUCAUAAAAAUAUACCACAGAUUUCUUUAAGUUAGGAGCAAAUCCUAUAGAGCCAAGUUAUAUAACCUUCAAAACCAAAAAGCACAAGGCUGUAGAUCUAAAAUAGGACUUUUAGCAUUUUAUCAUCUAUAGUUAUUUUGCUUUUUCUUUUCCCAUUUUAAUUCCCCUUAAAAUUCAAAGAUAACAUGUUAUUCCGAA
Messenger RNA from Nicotiana attenuata, 2861 nucleotides. RefSeq lists its product as uncharacterized. Gene Ontology annotation, biological process: transmembrane transport. The record is from RefSeq and is a predicted model, not a curated record. Gene Ontology annotation, molecular function: transmembrane transporter activity. Lineage: Eukaryota; Viridiplantae; Streptophyta; Magnoliopsida; Solanales; Solanaceae. Gene Ontology annotation, cellular component: plasma membrane. The transcript has 3 exons. The coding region runs from base 286 to 2670 and encodes 794 amino acids.